AGUAAGUACGUGCAAAACGUCGAGAACGAGUACGAGACCAAAAUUCCUAGGUUUCAUAUCAAGUUAUUCCGUCUCGGAUAAUGAACUCGAAAAACUUUUUGGAUGUACAGCACAAAUAAAUCAUGCUUGCACGUCUUUUGUUUUGAAAAGUAUCAGUAUUUCAGCGGGGGCUGCAGCUCCGAAAGGCAAUUCCUUUUUCCCGGUAGUUGUUCCUGGAUUUUUCAAACUCACAGUUUUGCUGUGAGAAAAAAUCGAAAAGUCCACCGGUUUUGUUUGUAAUCUG
This is a messenger RNA of Amoebophrya sp. A120, 283 nucleotides long. Lineage: Eukaryota; Dinophyceae; Syndiniales; Amoebophryaceae. The record is from the annotation of a GenBank genome assembly.